Messenger RNA from Trichophyton rubrum CBS 118892, 783 nucleotides. RefSeq lists its product as uncharacterized. The coding region runs from base 1 to 783 and encodes 260 amino acids. The record is from RefSeq and is a predicted model, not a curated record. The transcript has a single exon. NCBI's taxonomy places the organism in Eukaryota, Fungi, Ascomycota, Eurotiomycetes, Onygenales, Arthrodermataceae.
AUGGGAGAUAGACUGCAUUACUUGCGGUGGAAGCCUACUAUCACGGCUCCUUCCCCGAAUAACCCAUCUAAUAACGCACGACUCAGACAACAAGUGCCUGUUUCAAGUCCAUCGACCAGCGCUACCAGUGGUCUCCAAGGCCAAGGCACUGCUCGGUAUGUGAGGGGCUCAUAUACAUUGUUUUCUGGCUACAAUAUAGACCAGAUCAAUGGCAUCUUGGUCAGUGAUGACGGCAAUGGCUUUUUGCUGGCUGUACCGCCUGAAGCCUCGUUGCGUUCAACCGCUCCAGAGGCUGGGUCAAGCUCCGCUCGAAGAGAAACAAGGCCUACAGGACAUUCUUCAAGAAUCUCUGAUUAUGAAAUAGCAAAAGAGGAACAGGAUUUCGAGGACGCUAUCCAGAACUCACUUAAAGACCAUAGGACUCCUGUCGCAGUCCCUCGUGUCCGUGGUCAGCGUAGUAGUACUGUUGCCGAUCGGCCUUCUGCAGCUUCCCAUCGCCCCCAGCAGCCCUUCAAUAUUCAAACUCUCUGGAGAUUGUACCAAGAACAGCAAGAGACCAGCGCUGCUAGGCAGCAACCGGCCCCAGCGAUUCGGCGCGGCCUGCUGCGCCCAUCAGCACAUAAGAUAACCUGCACUAUCUGCAGUGGCAGUCGAGCUGUCCGUCGGGAUGAAGCGAUCGCCGAUGGCCUGCCUAUUUGCGAAAGUUGCUGUGAUGAAAUAUUACGAGCAGAGCAGUCGAGAGCCGAGCAGGUUGAAAGAGAGAGGCGAGUUCGUUUUGCUUAA